AUGGCGUCCACAUCCAGCGCCGCUGCGGUGGCUCGCAUCGUCGCCCAAUCUUCACGUUCCAUCAUCCAUGUGCAAUCCAGCGACGCUUCCUCCUCCCCCUUUGCACCCCACCUUGCCAGUCUAUCGCAGUACAGCGCGCUCGACACGCUCACACUCCCCGCCAGCGCGGACCCAGGCACGGAUGCUGUUCGCGAGGCCAAAAAGCUUCGCAAGGAGCAAGGCCAAGGCGCAUUGCUUUCGCUCUUGAUCGUCGCUGAUCAGAUCGGUCUGACUCGAUUGGUACCUCAUCUACCCCAACUCUGCACCUUGCCCAUCGUCCUGCACGUCGCCACAUCAGCUGCCGAUCACUCGGACGUGCUGGCAUUGAGAUCAUCCGGUCUCGUCCUGCUGUACAGCUCCACGCCCGAACAAGCGCGCGAUCAUGCAGUCUUGGCCGCUCACCUCGCCGCCACUUGCUCCCUCGGCGUGCUUCACUUUUUCGACCACAUCCAACCCGUCACUGCGCGCUCUAUCGAGCCUGUGCCCGAAGCAGAUCUCAAACGGUUGUUGGGCGCCGCCACUACUAGCGCCGGUCUCAAUGGCAGCGCGGUGAAUGGCAAUUCGCACGCUAGCACGUCCGCCAGCGCUGCUGCUGCUACCGGGCACGAUGACGUCUCUGCGCUCGUUGCCAAGGCGUAUCGCACCGUCUCGUCCAUCUUGGACCGCGAGGUGACGCCAUUCACCCUGCAUUCCAGCUCGAGCACCUCAAACGUCGCAGUCGUGCUCGGUUCUGGCGCAGAGCAGCUGGCAUCCGACGACACAUCCGUCGUCUCCAUCAACCUCUUGCGUCCUCUUCUCGCAGACGAGCUCUUUGAGCUGAUCCCUCAGGCCAAGCGCAUCGCCGUGCUCGAAGCCAGUCAGCGACGCACCACCAAACUCGGACCCGUAUUUGUGGAUGUGGCUGGCGCUUUCCAAAGAGCAGCCAUCGAUGACGGUCGCGCAAUGCCAGAACGUCUCGUUGGCGGUCUACUCGGCGACGUGAGCAAAGAUGUCGCAGCAGCCGUCGAAUCGCUCGCCUCGCUCCUCGCCUCGGACAAGCGGGCUACGAGUCUCGUCACGGUGGGCUCACCGCGCGCAUCCUUGCGAGCACCUGUCAACACUGCCCCUAUCGCCACGCCUCGCCACGAAGAUGCGUACAACGUCAUGCUCCAACAAGUCUUCAAAGAGCGACUCUCCGUCAUCAACUCGCCCGCAUCCGAUUCCCAUCCUCACCCAUCUGCGCGCUCGCCAGAGUACGCCUUUGGUCAGGUCUUGGCGCAGCUAGAAAACUCUCAAGAGUUGAAGCGAGCCGCUCAAGCUGCUUUACGAGCCGGUGGCAUCUCUCCUGCCUUGCACGAAGCGCUGACCGCAUGGACAUCUGCCAAGGACGAUGCCGCACGGGAGCGCAUCGCCCCAAAACUCGCACAACUUCUCGCUGCCGACUCGACGGCUACGCUGGACGGCGUUCGACUGCACGCUGCGCACCUCGCACCUCGCUCGAGGUGGAUCGUCGGUAGCGAUGCUUGGGCUUACGAUGCGGGCAUGUCCGGCGUUCACCACGUCAUCGCGUCGGGCAAAAAUGUCAAUAUGCUCAUUUUUGACAGCUUGCCCUACACGCAGCGCGAUGUUGUCGAGGCUCACAAGCGCAAAAAGGAUGUGGGAUUGUACGCCAUGAACUAUGGCAACACGUACGUCGCUAGCACUGCAGUCUACUCCGACUAUACGCAGGUGCUGCACGCGCUCAUGGAGGCGGACAAGUUUGAUGGUCCGUCCGUCGUUCUAGCCUACAUUCCGUACCGCACAGAAGAUGCGCCCGCGCUCGAAGUGCUGCGCGAGACGAAGCUGGCAGUGGAUUCGGGAUACUGGCCCUUGUACCGAUGGGACCCGUCUGCAGAAGCGCGAGGUAGCGACGUGUUCCGACUCGAUGGUGUGCGCGUCCGAGAGCAGCUCAAGGCGUUUCUGGACAGGCAGAGCCAUCUCAGCAACCUCGCCAACGUGCAACCAGAGCUGUCGUACGAGCUGGCAUCCAGCACCGGCAGUGGUCUGCGCGAUUUGCAGCGUCGCAAAGCAAAGGAAGCCUACGAUGCUCUUCUGGGAUCCAUGGAUGGCCCUCCGCUGCUCAUCCUCUUUGCGUCCGACGGCGGCAAUGCUGAAAAAGUCGCUCGCAAGCUGGGCACGCGCGGCAAGCUGCGCGGUCUGGCUACGCGCGUCAUUGCCAUGGACGACUUUCCCAUCUCUGAAGAGCUGCAAAAGGAGCAAAAUGUCGUCUUUGUCACGUCUACUGCUGGUCAAGGAGAGCCGCCUCAGAAUGCGCGCGAUACGUUCAAGACGCUGGCCAAGUUGAACAAGGGCGAUUUGACUGAAGAGCAAGCACCGCGCUUCACCGUCUUUGCGAUGGGCGACAGCCACUACUGGCCUCGGCCGGAGGAUGCGCGGUACUACAACAAGCCUGGAAAGGACUUGGAUGUGCGUCUCGAGGUUUUGGGUCUCGACCGCAUGGCGCCCAUCGGUCUGGGUGACGAUCAGGAUCCCGAUGGCGCGCAGACUGGAUACCGCGCGUGGGAGCCCACGCUUUGGAAGGCUCUCGGCGUCGACACGAUCGAAGUCAAGGAGGCCGAGCCGGAACCGAUCACCAAUGAGCACAUUAAAAUCGCAUCCAACUAUCUCCGCGGGACGAUCGUGGAGGGUCUGAAGGACAAGAGCACGGGUGCGCUCGCCGAGUCGGAUGGGCAGUUGACCAAGUUCCACGGCACGUACCAGCAGUACGAUCGCGAUACGUUCGAAGAGCGCAAAGCGGCAGGUUUGGAGCCCGCGUACAGCUUCAUGAUCCGAUGCCGCAUUCCUGGUGGCGUGUGCACGCCUGAGCAGUGGUUGCAGCUGGAUGAUGUCGCUACGGAUUAUGGCAACAAUACGCUCAAGAUUACGACUCGUCAGACCAUUCAAUACCACUGCAUCCUCAAGAGCAACCUCAAGGCCGCCAUGCAAGGCAUCAACAAGAGCUUGUUGGAUACUAUUGCGGCCUGCGGCGAUGUGAACCGCAACGUCAUGUGCUCGCCAAACCCCGCACUCUCGCAGCUGCACGAAGACACGUACGAAUUCUCCAAGAGCAUCUCGGAGUACCUGUUGCCGCGCAUGGACUCUUACCACGAGAUUUGGUUGGAUGCGGAUACGGACAGCAAAAAGAAGCAGCUGCUAGCGGGUGGCGCGCUGCAGGAUUACGAGCCGCUGUAUGGCAACGUGUACCUGCCGCGAAAGUUUAAAAUCGCCAUUGCCGUACCACCGCGCAACGACACGGACUGCUUUGCGCACGAUAUCGGGCUGAUUGCGAUUGCGGAUCCGCGCACCAAGCGAUUGGCAGGCUUCAACAUCAGCGUCGGUGGUGGCAUGGGCGUGACGCAUUCCAUGAAGGUCACCUACCCGCGCUUGGGCGACGUGCUGGGAUUCGUGACGCCGGACCAGACGCUCGAGGCGUGCAAGCAGGUCAUGCUGAUCCAGCGCGAUACGGGCAAUCGCGCGAACCGCAAGCAGGCGAGGUUAAAGUACACCAUCGAUAAUCACUGGAAGGGUGCGGAGAAUUUCAAGCGAGAGCUGGAGAAGCGCCUAGGGUACGCGUUGGAAGCUGCUCGCGAGUUUAAAUUCGACACGAACACUGACGUGUACGGCUGGACGCGCGACUACAAGGGCAACUGGCACUGCGGCUUGUGGUUGGAGAAUGGACGGGUUCGCGAUGCUCCUGGAGAUCCCUUCAGGACCGGUCUGCGAGAGCUGGCCAAGAUUCACAAGGGCCGCUUUAGAAUGACGCCGAACCAGCACAUUAUCGUUGCGGACGUGACGCCAGAAGAGAAGCCUCGCAUUGAAGCGCACCUGGCAAAAUGGGGCAUGGACAAUUGGUCGCACUCGGGUUUGAAGCUGAGCGCUUCUGCCUGCGUCGCUUUCCCAACUUGCGGUCUGGCCUUUGCAGAGUCGGAGAGGUACCUGCCCAUCCUGGUGGAGAAGGUGGAAAAGAUUGUGGAAAAGUACGGAUUGCGCGAUACGGAGAUUCCGAUGCGCAUGAGCGGAUGCGCCAACGGUUGCUCCAGACCAUGGAUCACGCCGAUUGGCUUUGUGGGACGCGCACCGGGCAGAUACCUCAUGCUGCUGGGUGGAGGACAGAAUGGCAUGCGGCUGAGCAAGCCGUACAUGUCGGACGUGGGCGAAGAGGAGAUCUUGGCGACGCUGGAACCCAUGAUUGAGCGCUUUGCUGGCGAGCGCUUGCAGGGAGAGCCGUUUGGAGAUUGGCUCAUACGUGCGCACAUCGUCAAGCCUACUACGAGUGGAAGGCAAUUCUACGAGGCGGCGUAUGCGGGAGAUGAAGUUCAUCAGGCGGCUGCGGGGGAAUGA
Messenger RNA from Ceraceosorus bombacis, 4398 nucleotides. Lineage: Eukaryota; Fungi; Basidiomycota; Exobasidiomycetes; Ceraceosorales; Ceraceosoraceae. The record is from the annotation of a GenBank genome assembly.